Funneliformis geosporum is the source of this 247-nucleotide messenger RNA. The record is from the annotation of a GenBank genome assembly. NCBI's taxonomy places the organism in Eukaryota, Fungi, Glomeromycota, Glomeromycetes, Glomerales, Glomeraceae.
UUAGUCGUGGCUUUUUCAGUGUGUGCAAGCACACACAUAGAAGUUUACAAUCCGCAGACCUUCUUCCUUCACGUAGCAUUGCGCGAUCAGAGUUUCCUCCAUUGUCGACGAUUCCCCAUUGCUGCCUCCCGCCAUUACCCUACUGUUCAUCGGCUGAUGCGACUUAUCCCCGUCAUUUAGCGAAAGCCUUGCGACUUCCUUUCCUGGUCGAAACCAGAAUAUGCGGUAUUUUAUCCCCCACUAAACG